Messenger RNA from Striga hermonthica, 1983 nucleotides. The record is from the annotation of a GenBank genome assembly. Lineage: Eukaryota; Viridiplantae; Streptophyta; Magnoliopsida; Lamiales; Orobanchaceae.
AUGAAGCUUUCAACAUCAGGGAUAGGUCAGCAAGCUCAUGAAGGGGAUAAGAAGUGCUUGAAUUCUGAACUAUGGCAUGCUUGUGCUGGUCCUUUGGUGUCACUGCCGUUAGUCGGGAGCCGUGUGGUUUACUUUCCUCAGGGUCACAGUGAACAGGUUGCCGCCACUACUAACAAAGAAGUUGAUGCUCAUAUACCCAAUUACCCGAGCUUAUCGCCCCAAUUGAUCUGCCAACUCCACAAUGUCACGAUGCAUGCAGAUGCUGAAACGGAUGAAGUAUAUGCGCAGUUGAUGUUGCAGCCCUCGAGUCCGCAAGAACAAAAAGAUGCAUAUCUUCCUGUAGAGCUGGGGAUUCCUAGCAGACAGCCAACAAAUUACUUUUGCAAGACUCUAACAGCAAGUGAUACGAGCACACAUGGUGGCUUCUCUGUUCCGCGGCGUGCUGCGGAGAAAGUUUUUCCUCCUUUGGAUUUCUCUCAAACACCACCUGCGCAAGAACUUAUAGCAAGGGAUCUCCAUGACGUUGAAUGGAAGUUUAGGCAUAUUUUUCGCGGUCAGCCCAAGCGUCAUUUGCUCACUACUGGCUGGAGUGUAUUCGUCAGUGCCAAACGACUUGUUGCUGGUGAUUCUGUUCUUUUUAUCUGGAAUGAGAAAAAUCAGCUACUUUUAGGAAUUCGUCGUGCUACUCGACCACAAACAGUUAUGCCAUCAUCUGUUCUUUCAAGUGAUAGUAUGCACAUUGGACUUCUUGCUGCUGCUGCUCAUGCUGCUGCUACUAGUAGCUGCUUCACUGUAUUUUAUAACCCGAGGGCCAGUCCAUCUGAGUUUGUCAUACCUCUUUCAAAGUAUGCCAAAGCUGUGCAUCACACACGUGUUUCAGUUGGAAUGCGAUUUCGGAUGCUAUUUGAGACCGAAGAAUCCAGUGUUCGCAGGUACAUGGGUACCAUAACCGGGAUUGGUGACUUAGAUCCUGUUCGUUGGCCAAAUUCUCACUGGCGUUCUGUUAAGGUUGGUUGGGAUGAGUCAACAUCAGGUGAGAGGCAGCCCAGGGUAUCUCUAUGGGAAAUCGAACCUUUGACAACAUUUCCCAUGUAUCCCUCGUUAUUUCCUCUGAGGCUAAAACGACCAUGGUAUCCCGGGGCAUUAUCUUAUCAAGAUGCUGCAAAUGAAGCCAUCAAUGGCAUGGGGUGGCUGAGCGGCCAGCCACAUCAGCUUCAGCAGCCGAUUCAUUAUCUCCAGCUGGCAGGCAGCCAGAACUCUCCGCAUGCCCUCCCCAUGCCACAUCAGCAGCAAGCGGACAACAACCGGGAAGCCUUCCUGGCAGCAGCCCACCACCAGCGGGGCCUACCGGACUUUCCGAAUCCGGACAGCAAAUUUUCCGAUAUGCGUAAUUCGGCAAACUUAUCGAAUUUCAACGAGCAGCCAGCUCAGCAAACUUGGGCCGAAAAAUUCGGUGGCGGCUCAGGCCUGGACGUGCAGAAUCAGGCGCUUUUUGCCGCAGGUAUGGACUCUUCUGCCCUCGUGCUGCCCACCACUGUGUCUGGUGGUGUGGGCCCCUCCUCGUCUGUGAAUGCCGAAAUGUACCCUAUGCGGCUAUUAGGGUCGUCCGAUUAUCAUCAGAGCCCAAUGUAUGGUUACGAGCCGCAGGAUUCUCCGGAAGUGUUGCAGAAUGUGGGACCCGUUGAUCAACCGAUGAGGGACAGUACAUUUGUCAAGGUGUAUAAAACGGGAUGUGUUGGUAGGUCAUUGGACAUUGCUCGGUUCAGUAGCUAUCGGGAGCUUAGGCAGGAACUGGGACAGAUGUUCGGUAUACAAGGGUUGCUUGAAGAAGACCCUCAAAGAUCAGGCUGGCAGCUUGUAUUUGUUGACAGGGAGAAUGACGUGCUUCUCCUUGGAGACGAUCCGUGGGAGGCAUUUGUGAAUAAUGUCUGGUAUAUCAAGAUACUUUCUCCCGAGGACGUGUUUAAGCUGGGAAAAGAAUAA